AUGGAAGAGAGGCGCGGUCCAGCUCGCACGCUCGAGCUCGAAGACUUGUGUUUCGGGAGCGGUGGCGGGCCGCUGGCAAGCAUCAUUGCCGCGCUGGGCGAAACAGACCGCGUGGCGCUGGCGGCGACGUCCUCCGGCCUCAUGAAGGCCGUGCUGGAGUGCUCCGGGGACAACGUGAAGUGGAGGUCCGCCGACGAGCAGGCCGGGAAGGCGGUCGCCGAGCGCGUGCAUCGCGCAGGGUGCGUCUCCGACGCAUGGCUCGGGCGGUGCGAGAGAGCCGGGAAGUGGCUGACGUUCCGCCGCGCGAGGGACUCGCCGGACGGCGAGGCGUCCGUGGUCGCCGUCGCGCAGGCGAGGCACCUGCGGAUCUUCGAAUCGCCAGACUGCGUUGUUCCCGAGCCCCUGACGGCUCCCGAGCUCGAGGAGUUCCUGCCUGGCGACGGCGACGGGGUCGAAGACGUUCCGGCCACUGCUGGCAUGACUGGGCUGCGGCACGUCUUUGUGUCCGGGACGAACGCCUGGGUGAAGACCGACGCGUGGCUGCCGAAGGAGGUCCGCGGCGGCGUCGAGCGACUAGUCGCACCCUUCUCCAACCUCCGUCGCGUCCCGGGCGACAUGGCCUCGCUUGGACAUCUCGACCUCGUCGGGUGCAACAACCUGGCCAGAAGUUCUUGGCUGCCCCCUACGUCCCGCGCGACGCUGAAGGUCCUGUGGGCCGACCGCAGCUCGGUCCGCAGCGUCCCGCCCGGACUCGCGCGCCUCGAAGAUCUUUCGCUGUCCAAGAUCAACGCUACCGGACACGCAUGGCUGCCGCCGGACUCGCGCGCGACGCUGAGAGUGCUGAGGCUGUGGCACUCCAAGCUGACGCGACUCCCGCCCGACCUGACGGCCCUAGAGGAGCUCAGCCUGACGUCGUGCGAGUUCGCGGAUGCCGCGGGAGACUGGCUGCCGCAGAGCUCGAGAGCGUCGCUGAGGGAGCUCGAGCUAGAUUUCGGGCCGGCCAUGAGUGCUGUGCCCCCCGACAUGCCACAGCUCGAGCACCUGAGCGUCACCGUCGGUGCGUCGGGCCUGGCGGAGGACUGGCUGCCCCCGAGCUCCUCGGAGCGCCUGAAGACCUUGAACAUCACCUACACCCCCCAGAGUGGCGUUCAGCACGACUUGGUCCUGCGGUCUCUUCCCGCCCUGGAGGAGCUCGUGUUCUGGUUGGACGUAGAGGCUGACGUGCAUCUGUGGUCGGCCAGCUGGCUUCAUGAGAGCGCUGCGCGCCGGCUGCGCAAGUUGGACGUCGGUGGGACGGACAUCCUGCACCUACCGGCCGGCUUGGUAGCGCUGGAGGAGCUCAUCAUCUCCGACUGCACGUGCCUGUACGACGACUGGGACGCGUCGCUCACCGAGAGCUGCAGGCGGAAGCUGCGCAAGUUGGCAGCCUCGGACAGCAACAUCAAGCGGGUGCCUGCCGGGCUGACGUCACUGGAAGAAGUGGAGCUCGCGCACUGCAAAGAGCUCGAAGACUACGACUGGAUCGACGCGAGCAGCCGAGCGAAGGUUCGGACGAUCAACGCGAAGGCGAGCAGGAUCAAGCGCAUCCCGUCCGGGCUGAAGGCUCUGGAGAACCUCGACGUGGCGCGGUGCCACUACCUCGACCUCGACUGGAUCGACAACAGCAGCAGAGCCGCGGUGCGGCACCUACGCGCGAACAACAGCAGCGUCAGCAUGAUCCCGUCCGGUUUCAAGGCACUGCGGGAACUGUCGCUGCGGGGGUGUUCGGAUCUGGACACGAGGUUCAUCGACGCCAGCUCUUCCCAGGAGCUGCGUCGACUGUGCGUUGCGUACGCUCGCGUCCGGCGCAUCAGGAGGUGUCCGAAGCUGGAGACCCUGGACCUGCGCGGGUGCAACCUCGAGAAAAAGUACAUCGACGAGGCGUCGUGCGGGCGCGUGACGAUGCUCAACAUCAGCCACUCGAACGUCAAGUACGUGCCGGAGCAGAUGCGUGCGCUGCGAAAAGUCAGCGCGUUCGAGUGUGUGCUGCUGGUUGGGGAGUGGUACAAGAAGCUGCCCAGGGGCGUCGUGGACGUGUACGGCCUCUGGAGCGGCGGAGCCCACAGGCACCAGAGGUUCCGCAAUGGCCGUUACGUUCAGGACAUCCCCGAGGCGGAGGACGACUUUUUGGCCGCCCCAAAAGUUGAGAGCAACAUGUACCAUUGA
Molecule: messenger RNA, 2205 nt
Organism: Pedinophyceae sp. YPF-701
Lineage: Eukaryota; Viridiplantae; Chlorophyta; Pedinophyceae
Source: the annotation of a GenBank genome assembly